Molecule: messenger RNA, 1046 nt
Organism: Aspergillus nomiae NRRL 13137
Lineage: Eukaryota; Fungi; Ascomycota; Eurotiomycetes; Eurotiales; Aspergillaceae
Product: rRNA-processing FCF1 family protein
Exons: 5
Cellular component (GO): nucleolus; small-subunit processome
Source: RefSeq, a predicted model, not a curated record
CUCCCUAUACCCCAAGUCCGCAUCUCUAUUAAUUAUCCUCCGUCGAAAUGGGUGUCCAAAAGAAAACCCGCAAGUUCGCCCAGGUCAAACGGGCGAUCAAAAAGCACGAUGACCGCGCCAAGAAAGACAACAACGCCCCAAAGCAAGACAAGGCCAAGGGCGACGAGGUCGUCCGGGCGAUUCCCCAAGCUCCGUCGAAUAUGUUCUUCGCCGCCAACACGGCCCUCGGACCCCCCUACCAUGUGCUGGUGGAUACCAACUUUGUGUCGCACUCUAUUCGCGCGAAGACGGAUAUGCUGAAAUCUAUGAUGGACCUGCUAUAUGCGAAGUGUAUCCCGACGUUUACGGAUUGUACGAUUGCGGAAUUAGAGAAGUUGGGCGAUAAGUUCCGGUUGGCGCUGAGGGUGGCUAAGGAUCCGAGAUGGGCGCGCGUGCGGUGUGAUCACCCCGGUACAUAUGCGGAUGACUGUUUAGUUGAUCGGAUCACAAAACACAGAAUCUACAUCGUGGCGACGAACGAUAAGGACCUCGUUCGCCGGAUUCGCAAGAUUCCCGGUGUGCCGAUUAUGAAGGUCGCAAGAGCGAAAUACGUGAUUGAGAGGCUGCCUGACCACUUUGACGCCGGGGUAAUCGGCCUCACAACAGCUCUCCGUAUCCAAGAAACGCUCAAUCGCAACCAAUCCAUCCACCUCAUUGCGCGCGACUUCCCCAACACCACGUCCCUAAACUACGCCUCCCCAUGGGCAGGCGCACACUACCGACCGGUACCUGGUUCCACGCCGCAGGCCGUCCGCGAAGAAACCCAAGCCAAAGAAACCUACCGCUACCUCAAACAGCUGGCCUCAAGCGACGUCUCCUCGGGCGUAGCAGUGGUAGAAGGGAUCGAGCACCUCGAGAACCCGCCGGCAGAAUAUCUGGACGAACAGAGCGUCCGAGAAAGCUACGGCCAUCUGGACGGGUUCCGGCGCCUGGGGAGAGACGAAUGUCCCGCGGGUGUGAGAUGGGGCGUUCGAUACGAUACGGUCGCGAUUAACUCGCCGGUAUAC